GCCAGCCAAUCCGAAGGGAGGAAAGGGGAGAUCAAAGCAGAAGCAGCUGGAGAAGGCCUGAGCAUCCAUCCCCGGGAAGCCCCUUGGCAGCAGAGAGAGAGAGAGAGAGCUCUGCGGUGCAGGAAUGGACAACUUUUUGUCUCUCCGAAUGAAGUUGCAUGACAUCUCCCAUCAGCCUUUGUCAGCAUAGCUAGUGGCCAAUAGGACUUCAGUUCAGAAGAACCAUUAAACAUGCAAUCAAUCAGAAAGGGCUUAACCAUCAAGAUUUGUGAUCGAAGAAGAGGAGAAGUGGGACUUUCAUAGCUAAAAAAUCUUUGUUGUUCAAGACACCAGUCAGUAAAAAACAGGACAGAAAACACUUGCUCAAGAUGAAUUACAGCACAUCCACUGUAAACACUUUGUAUCGUGGUGGUACUACCACUUCUGAAUCAGACCCUGGGACAACUGUAGAUGGGACUAGCUCAGAAACAACGACCAUGACACCUGAAACUAGCACCUUUAACAGCACCAAAAUCCCUGAAGUUGCUGGCAAUGGUCCUGGCAUGGGGACCAUGCUGCUUUCCUUUGGCAUCAUCACUGUGAUUGGACUGGCUGUUGCAAUGGUUUUGUAUAUCAGGAAGAGGAAACGACUGGAGAAGCUACGGCACCAGCUCAUGCCCAUGUACAACUUUGAUCCUGCUGAAGAACAAGAUGAGCUGGAGCAAGAGUUGCUGGAGCAUGGCAAAGAUGCUGCUUCUCUGCAGGCCUCUCAGAACAAGACAAACCAAGGGGUGCUCCAGAGACCUAAUCGCCUUGUGUUCACAGAUGUUGCAAAUGCCAUCAAUGCAUGAACAGUGCUUCCUCAAUUUGAGACAUGAGAGAAGAAUGCCAACCAAUUAGCAACUUAACAUGGAUGAUGACCUUUUCUUCUGGCUGGGAGAAAUUUCUGUGAACCAACAUAUUUCAGAAACGUAAACACUGUUGGUGCUUCUGUUGCCAUUCAGGUGCCCCACAUGACUACACUCUAAGUUUGAUUGGUAACACUGAUACCAUGCUGUGUGCAAUAGAAGAUGUGAGGGUAUUUGUAGAUUAAUUGGUCAGAAUAUUUAUAGUGACAGUUAAGUGAUGGAACCCAGAGAAUCAAUUUCUUAGACCUUCCUCUCUUGGGUUGUUAUGAGAGUAUCCUAACUACAGAGUUCUGCAGGCAGACGUAAACCAGUGCAUACAAUAGACUGAAAAGAUGACUCCCAUUGCCUGUUAUGUGAGAUUAACUUCCUGUCUGGGAGCCUGCGCAACUGUUUGUUGCCAUAAACACAAAAUGUCAUCUCAGGGCAUCUGUAGGGGCAACUGGUUGUUCCACCUGAUGUUCCUAAUGUGUAGUAGAAGCUGUCCUUAAGCAUGAUCACAAGGUCCAGAAAUGAUGCUUUGGAGCCUUAUAAUUGGUUUUUCCACUACCAGUAACUACAGUAGUUGCUCUUAGGGAAGUUAUAAGUUUGGGAGAUGCUGCUGUUGAUGGUGAUCAGCUUCUGUGUUGUGUGAGGUGCAGGGAGAAGAACUUUUAUUCAUCAAAUCCACCAACCCUUCUGAGCACUAAUUGAUACUUAGUCUUGGAAGUAAAUAUCUUAGAAGUAGGACCAGCAAUAUUCGCACGUAGAUUCAAGGUCAUUCACCAGAUCCUUCUUCAUCCAAGGACAGGGAGUCUUGGUUGAAGAGCAAUCAUUUAUGGAUGAAUACUGGGUCCACAUGCAUGUUCUCAUGUAGACAUAACAAUCAGAAACUAAUUGUAUAUGUAACAAUCAGAAACCAAUUCUUUACACAGAAUGUGUAAACCUGCAUUUGUUUGCUACCAGGGGUCUGCUACAUACGUACAUAUAUAUUCCAUUUUAAAGUAGGCAAGAACAUUGCAAACAAAGCAAAAGAAAAAAAGACAGGGUGAUGUUGUACUUCUACCGACUUAUUUUGACCUUAGUUGGCUUGUCUAGUUUUCCAUGCUUAAACACCCUCCCCCCAACAUUUGGUGACUAUUUAAAGCCAGAUUUAAAGUGAAUUACCUUCCAUUCCUUUAAAAACUACGUAUUUAAUGUUGCUUUCCCAUUUGUUGUGGAAGUUGAUAUGUUAAUUAAUUUAUUUAUUAAGGUAGUUGAAAUCCUACCUUUCCAUUAAAAAAAAGAUGGUGCCCAAAUGGUUAGCAGCUGGGUUUUCUUUCACUCAAGUUUUGGCAGGGAGCAUGGGGCCAAGAUUAUAGUUAUACAGGUGUGUAGUGGUGUGUGUUGAGCUCAGAACUCCCACACUAACUUUGUACCAGAAUCUCUCUGUACCUUAGAGUUUAAAGAAACAUUCAGAUCUUUCUCACAGAAGCUUAUGAUGCUUGCUUCACUUCACUUCCCACUGAUAGCUUACAAACUCAGGAAACUUGCAGCACCAGUCAGCUUUGCUUUAGUUCAUUACUGCAUCUUUUGUAGUAUGCUUAUGGUUCUGCCCAAGCCCUCAGGUUAUUUAUUUAUUUAUGUAUUUAUUCAUUCAUAUUUUAAAAUUCAGUGUCUUUCCAUUUUUACAUUGGAGGAGGCAAAGAAAGUCACCAUUACAUUAAAUAGCUAUAAUGAAUUAGUAAGAGGGAGAAGCAUGGCAAGCAUAAUGAAUCAUGAAAGGGAAAAACAAUGCUGGUUUUGGACCUUCUUUGUGGGAAGUGUUUGUUGUUCUCAUAUGUCAACAAUAUGGAAGGAGGGAGGCAACAAAUCUCAUACUUGGGAGCUGGUAGGUUAAAAUCCCUUCUGUUAACCAUGAUCACUGUGAAAAUCAAUGUCUUAAGAAGACAUAAGCAACACAUUCUAUUCUGUUCCUUCUCUGAAUGCCCCCCUCCAGUAACGUGUAGCAAACAGUUUAUAAUGGGGGAAGUGGCACAUUCAAGCAGAAAAAAUUAGAUGGGGGAAAGGAACUGCUGGCUCAUGGAUAGCCUGAUCCAGCUCACAGAGAGUCCAAGGAGUGCCUCACUCUGUUCCUAAAGGUCUGCCCCUGGAGCGAGAUUCUUGAACUGUGUCUCAGUGCUAAGGCUCAAGAUAAUGUACUGUAAGUGAAGAUGUUUGUGGGGAGUUAACUAGUUUUGUGCUGUUGGAAACCCAUCCAAAAACCAUUGGAGGAGUGGUGAGGCAAGUGCAGUCUGAUGCAAGCAGGGUUUUAUGCUGAGAGGUAUGAAGUGGUUUGCUUGUUGAUGUUUGUGAGUGUGUGCGUGCGUGCAUGAGAGAGAGAGAGAAAGAGAAUAUAAAUUUGUAUAUAUAUAUAUGCCUAUAUCUUGGCUCUUCUCUUUUGUGCUCCUAAUGCAGCUAAGAAAAGCACCUCCAUCCUAGUUUUGUCAGUCUCUUCUUGAAACUGAAAUGGGAAACAGGACCCCCUCCCCCUUGUCACCAUCCAUCCAUCAAUCAUAUUCUCAACCCAGUUUCUCUUUCCUCCUUGCUUAAGAGUGCUUGUUUGACAUAUUUAUUUUGUGCAAGAGCAAGGCUUUAAAUCACAUGAGACUGGAUCUAUCUGACAGAUGCAAGACACUCAGCUGUCACUCUGAUGAGUUAGUGGUGUGAUCUAUGCAAUGCAUGCAUCUGUAUAUCAGUGCUAUGGGUGUAUUGUCACUUAAUGGUUUUAUCAAUGCAUGCAGUUUGUCAGUCAGAAGUGGAGUCUGCUCUAGGCCUGCAAAAUGAUUGUGUGGAGAUCUAUUAGACACUUGGCUGGCUGUGUGAAUGUAUGCCCUGCCUAAUUCCAUAAAAUGGAACUUCUGUUCUGAUUUCAAUCUUCUUACUCAUCGUCUUGCCUUUUGCGAUAUAUAUAUAUAU
Messenger RNA from Sceloporus undulatus (fence lizard), 3800 nucleotides. It is a transcript of the gene C2H3orf18, whose product is annotated as chromosome 2 C3orf18 homolog. Bases 369 to 830 code for a protein of 153 amino acids. The record is from RefSeq and is a predicted model, not a curated record. Lineage: Eukaryota; Metazoa; Chordata; Lepidosauria; Squamata; Phrynosomatidae. The transcript is spliced from 6 exons.